AUUAUCAUACCGUCUCAUUCGAAUUAACAUUUGAGUCAUCACCUUAGAAUCGCUGCUGAUUGUCACAAAUCAAAAAGAAAUCAGACUAUUUUUGUAACAAUUGAAAAUUGUGUUUGCCGUGUGAAAACAUGUCGCGACCGGGCGAUAGACCGAACCAGGCGCAGACCUACAAGCUGGUGGUUGUCGGCGGCGGUGGAGUCGGCAAGAGUGCUAUCACUAUACAAUUCAUUCAGAGUUACUUUGUGACAGACUACGAUCCCACCAUCGAAGACAGCUACACCAAACAAUGCGUCAUCGAUGAUAUUCCGGCGAAACUGGACAUCUUAGACACGGCCGGUCAGGAAGAGUUCAGCGCUAUGCGCGAGCAGUACAUGCGGUCGGGUGAGGGCUUCUUGCUUGUGUUCUCGGUGGCGGACCAUGCCAGCUUCGACGAGCUGUACAAAUUCCACAAGCAGAUACUUCGCGUGAAGGACCGCGACGAGUUCCCCAUGUUGAUUGUGGGUAACAAGGCCGAUUUGGAGAUGCAGCGAGUGGUCUCCUUAGAAGAAGCGCAGUCUCUCUCUCGCCAAUUAAAAGUCCCAUACAUUGAGUGCAGCGCAAAAGCGCGCAUGAACGUGGACCAAGCGUUCCACGAGCUGGUGAAACUAGUCAGACGCUUCCAGGAAGCGGAGCGGAUCAACGUGAAGGCCGACUACAGAAGCGGCAGGAAGCGGAAAUGCACCAUUUUGUAACAGAGACUGUACCAGUGGUAAGACAUAUUCCGCGCCGUGAUCCAAUCGCGAUUUGUAACUGACCACCGCUAGAUGGCGUUAUUUCAAAAAUGAAAUGUAGAUAACAAAAUUAAAAGUCAAUAAAAUAAGAGUCUACAAAGGCGGUGCGAGGUUACAGCCCCAUUUUUCUUUUUUCAAUCACAAUGUUGUUUAUUUUUUCUACAUUUUUUCCAUAGGUUGUGUGGAACGGCCAUAUUUAUAAUUUAUAUUUUUCUUUACAAUAGUUGUAAGAUAUUUAUUUUACGGUCAACAUGCUGGUGAAGUUGAAAGUACCUUCAAAAUACAUUUGCUAAUGUUGGUAAAAAAUAACUUCCGAUUUUGUAUAAUAUAAACGGCCUGAUUCAUUUAUUUUUAUUAGGAAUUUUUAAUUUUCUACACUACAUUGAGUUAUAAAGGGAUAAAACACUCGUUACGCCAAUAAAUGUCAAUGAAUACGGCAUUGUUUGUACUCACAAUUUAAGGUUAACAGUGAAUAAUCGAAAAGUCUCGAAACUGAACAAAUCACACGCACAACUAAAUGUUCAUUUUUAACGUUACAAUUCUUGGUUGGUCGAGCUGUUAUUGCCAGACAAAUCUUAAUAUAGACUGUUAUUUAAAUAAGGAUAUUGAGAAUACUCUUCAGAUUUCAAAUUACUAAAUGCCCACAUACCCCCAUCAGUAGGUAUAAACGAAAUCAUUUUUUAUUACCUACUAUAAUAAAAGCUUUGUUAUUGAACUACAAACAUAUGCACUACGUAUUUUAAUUAUGUUGAUAAGAUGAAAUCUUUUGUUUUACGUGAUCCUUUUCUUAUCUUUUGUAUCUUUACACGUCGUAUUUUUAUCGAGAUCGAUAGAUGAUAUGUCGAUAUAUAAAUGCCAUCGAUUCAUUCUUAUGUGGCGUUUAGAUUAUUAAGAGCUUUAUCAAGUAAUUCUUACAAGGAAAAUAUUGGGUUGACUUUUAUUAAUUUCUUUCCUUAUAAAUAAGUAUUUAAAUUGGCGGUGUUAGUAUUCACUGUUUGACACUGUAAACUUGAAAAGCGAAAUCGGCAGCUCCGAAUUAUUUUUCUUGAAAGAAUUUGAACCUUAACUCAUUAGAGUUAGGGCAUUGCGGGUUGAUGUGUUAAGCUAAUUUCAAAUUGUAUUUGACAAAUUUGGUACAAGUGCAUAAUAAUUUAACAAUGCAGACAAGACAUGGUCUAAUAUAAAAAUAAUUGCUUAUAAUUUCUGAUUUCAUCUUGUACUAGAUAUCUUUUAUCAUCUCGAUAAAAAUAACAGUAAUUUCUUUUCAUAAGGAUAACGGAACGGAAAUCCAAUAUGGCGAUCAGGAACUAACAUUUGGCAAAAAUAUUAUUGAGACACAAAGAAAAAAAUAAUGUUCAAAUGGACGUCUUGAAACCAAAUACUAAUGUGUAUAAAGUAUUUUUGUUACAUAAAGCGUGGUAAUACAAAAUAUAUUCAUCAUUCAUCCGAAUAUUUUGAGAAAAUGCAGCCAAUGUAUAAUGGCAUAAAUAACUAUUGUAAAAUCAUUGCAACAUGCCUAAAAUGUCUUAAAGUAACGAAAUAUUCGGUUGAAUAUUUUAUACCACCUUGUAUAUUUUUUUUUGUCGUUUGGUAAUGAUAGCUUAGGGUAAGCUUAAUGUAUGAUGUUUGAACAAGGGGUUUUAUUUAGUUUAUACCCACACAUACAAGGAAGAACACUUUUACUUAACCAUUUUCGCUUUGGUGGAUAAAAGGGGGUUGACGGAAAAUAUUGACAGGAAAAACUGAUUUGUAUAUUAAAAACAACUGAUGUUCAAACUGCAUACAAUGAUAUGUGUAUAGUACCAAUAAUAUUGAUGCGUAAGGUUAUAUUGUAUUAACAGAGCUUUCUGGUUGGGUUACUGGCCGGGGAGACAAAAGCAUAGAUAAUUUUGUAUGUUAAUUUAAAAAGAAAUACAUAAGGAACUAAUUCUGAAAGGUGGCAACAUUGACAUUGGCGUAGCACAGCAACAUAGUGCUUGUAGCCAAAUAUUAAAACAAGGUCGCAACACUGAUUAAGGCUAUAUUACCAGUCUAAAUAAUACGAAAUGUUAAAAAUAUCUCAUUUUUCGGAUUCACCAUAAUCUGUUCUUAAGAAACACGUUCUUCAGAAUUAGUUCAUGUAAAUAAUAUAUUUUUUAUAUCGCAGUAUUUGUUUUUUGAGCAUUUUUUGCGAGUUGUAGCCUAGUGGCGCCACACCAGUGGUUUUUAUGAUGUUUACAUUAUUUUGUAAUAAUAUAGAUAAUGUCUUCGUGUCGAGAGAAUUUUACACAUACUUGGUUUGUCUUGGUUUCAUGUAUUAGAAGAUUUUAUGUCUUAGCAAUGAUUACACAACAAUGUUGCCUAAUUAUAUAUUCUACUAAAAUUAUGGGAUCCAGUGAAAUAUUCAAUAGUUUUAGUGGAUAAUAAUGAUAUGAGGCCUGCUUUAUGUACUGUUCUACAGCGGAGAACGGGGCCGCUGUGCUGCUGAAAGGGUUUAGAUAUGAAUCCACCAUGCAGGCAAAUCAGCUAAUACGUUAAACGUCUUGAGAAUGUCCAUCUAACAGUAUUUAUUGUGUUGUGAAUUGUAAAUCGGUGCUGCUUCAAAUCACAUGAAACAGAACAUUUGAAUUUUUAGGAUUUUUACAUCUCUUUUUUUGGGAUAUUUCCAGAUUAAUAGCUGUUAAUGUACCUUUAGUGUUUACGGUAUAAUUGGUCUGUUUUUUAAACAUAGAUAUAAAGAAAUCAACUUUACGUUCUCUUACAGAUAUUUUCUAAAAUAAGAUUUUAUGUUUUCAACAAGACAAUGUAUUACUGGGAUAUAAAUUGUAUAGUUGUCUUAAUUUCUUUAGAAACUUGCCUCUAUACAAGGGGCUUUAUUCUCUAUGAUAGUGUAAACACGGCGUUGUUAGGUUUUCAUGGAAUUAGACUGGAACGGUAUUCUGCAUCCUAAUUUCAACUGUCAUAAACGCAACGAGGUACGUUACAUGCUUAUGUAUUGUCGAAAUAACUAGUGAUAAAUAGAAUGAGCGUCCAGGUAGUCGUGAUCAGUUUAUUUCUUUUAUCUAUGGUUAAAUAAACAUAUAGUAACAUUAUGGACAGUGUAUUAUUUAGUACUAAAUUUCCAUCGUCCAUAUUAGCAGCACCGAUACUGAAAUGGUUAAAUAUGUGGAUAUUAUGUUGUUAAUUUUAUCUACGUCACGUUAAAAACCCGAGUGCCGAAAAGAGCGGGAAAAUGACGCCAUCUUGCCUUUUUGUAAAAUGGCUUCAUAUUGAACUGUUAAAAUCUUGUAAUCGGGUUAACACCAGUGACAAUUUUUGUUUAAUUUUGUACGAUUUUUAAUUAUUUGCUUAUUUAUAGCUUAUCGUGAAUGUCCACGGUCAAUUUACCCGUAACAUAAUAUCUAAGAAUAGUUCCAAUGCAAUACGCACAAUGCACUAUUUGUAACACCAGACUGACGAUAUUUUGUGUAAUAGCGAAAUAAAAAUAAAUACUCUGAACAAACCGAAUUUUCAAACAGAUAAGUAAUAUGUUACACUGUUUUUAAUUUCAAUGAUUCAGUGGCACUUGUUGGUACACAUCUGAGGUGCGACGUUGCUUAAUGUUCUUUUAGAUAUAUUAAAAAUAUGUUGAUAUGCUGUGAGUUCUAGGAUUAAAAUGAAAAUCACCAUUUAGAGUGAUUAUAUUUGUUUCUCGAAGCAACCUUUUUUACAUAUUGAAUGUUAGAAUAGUCCAUAGAGAAAUACAGUGACGUCUCACCUCUUCGAUGUGUUGCCAUAAAUAUAUCCAUUGUUUUUAUCACGGAUAAAUGAGCGAUCCGCUAGUGAACGGCUGGAUUCUUACAAAUUCUAGACUGACUACCGUUUUUUUAAUCGGUAGAAUAACUAAUUCAAAUUCAAUGCAGAACUUACCAUCAGGUGCUAAUAUGAAAAUUUUGUCUAUUUCGUAUUAGGAUUAUUCAAGAACUAAACUUUUCGCUCAACUCCGCAAUGAGUUUGGUAAAAAGAAAACAAGGAUUUGACAAACAAGGCAGUUUUAAAAUUAUUUUAAAUUGGAUGUUAUUUGUACGUUUUGAGUGUAAGUGAUGCCAGCAGUCCAUCGCAGGUGCAAUAACGUAAAGAGAGCUUUAACUAGGCGAUGCGUCGCUAAUAACUAACUGAAAAGCAAAAUGUUGUCUCGCUAAUAUUGUAUUUGUAUAAUAAAUAUAUUGUAACAUA
Manduca sexta (tobacco hornworm) is the source of this 4964-nucleotide messenger RNA. It is a transcript of the gene Ras64B, whose product is annotated as ras-like protein 2. Gene Ontology annotation, cellular component: plasma membrane. NCBI's taxonomy places the organism in Eukaryota, Metazoa, Arthropoda, Insecta, Lepidoptera, Sphingidae. Gene Ontology annotation, molecular function: GTPase activity; GTP binding; GDP binding. The record is from RefSeq and is a predicted model, not a curated record. Gene Ontology annotation, biological process: signal transduction. Bases 129 to 731 code for a protein of 200 amino acids. The transcript is spliced from 4 exons.